AUGGCAUCAACACCCUCGCAGUCGACCCCACAACCGCCCUCCGCAUUCGUCCUGCCUGAAGGCCUCUCCGCCGACUCCAUCGACACCAUCCCGGUUCUCUCCGCCAUCCUCUCGCGCCUGCAGAGCCUCUCCGCCAGCCCCGCGGCCAACGCUGCCUCGCCGCCCGCCGCGUCUCCGGCCCAGAUUGGCAGCGGCACUGGCCCGCUCACCAUCAAGGACAUCCCUACCGCGACAGAUGAUCUGAAGCAUAAGCUGCAGAGGGCGAGGGCGCAGGUGAAGGAGCUGCCGGAUAUCGACCGGAGCGUUGCCGAGCAGGAAGAGGAGAUUCGGGAAUUGGAGGAGAGGAUUAGGAGGCAGAGGGAAGUGCUCGAACAGCUGAAGGACGCGGGCUUAAAGGCUUUGGGAGAACUUGGAGGCGCUGCGAAGAAUCCGGAUGCUAUGGAAACUUGA
Messenger RNA from Amorphotheca resinae ATCC 22711, 450 nucleotides. RefSeq lists its product as hypothetical. Bases 1 to 450 code for a protein of 149 amino acids. The transcript has a single exon. Gene Ontology annotation, molecular function: transcription coregulator activity. Lineage: Eukaryota; Fungi; Ascomycota; Leotiomycetes; Helotiales; Amorphothecaceae. The record is from RefSeq and is a predicted model, not a curated record. Gene Ontology annotation, biological process: regulation of transcription by RNA polymerase II. Gene Ontology annotation, cellular component: mediator complex.